AUGAAGAUCCGUAGCAUUGGGCAAGAUGAGCGGAUCGACUUUGGGGUUGCGCCGAGCUCGAUUCAACGCAUUGAAGCGCCUGUCACGGCCAAGGCGUAUCUGAUGUGUGCAUUCGCUGCCUUCGCAGGCAUGCUGUUUGGAUAUGAUUCAGGAUACAUCGCUUCAGUCAUGGCGAUGCGGCAGUUCAAGAUCGAGUAUGGCCAUCCCGUCUCUCUCGACGUCGACAAGAGUGGCUACUUCUAUGGUACAUGGGAGAAGGCUCUGACAGUGUCGAUACUGUCGGCAGGGACGUUCUUCGGUGCGUUGAUCUCCGGCGCUCUAGCAGAUUUGAUGGGCCGAAAGACAACGAUAAUAGCGGGCUGUGCUGUCUUCUGCGUAGGAGUCGCUGUACAGCUCUGCGACACUGUGGUGUCCGCUCUCGUUGUCGGAAGACUAAUCGCAGGCCUUGGUGUCGGGUUCGUAAGCGCGAUCAAUAUCCUCUACAUGUCAGAGGUCGCUCCGCGCAAGGUCAGAGGAGCAAUCGUGUCAGCGUACCAGUUCGCGAUAACGAUCGGUAUCAUGCUUGCCAGCGUCCUGGCCUACGGAACCCACAAUCGAACAGACACCGGAGCCUUUCGAAUACCGAUCGCUUUACAGUUCUUCUGGGCCAUCAUCCUGGCCGGAGGCCUUAUCAUGCUGCCAGAGUCACCCCGGUACUACGUAAUGAAAGGCCGACUGGAUCUCGCAGUUCGCGCUCUUUCUCGAGUCCGAGGACAACCAAUGGAGUCAGAAUGGCUGCAAGACGAGCUCGCCGAGAUCCAAGCGAAUUACGAGUACGAACAACAAGUGGGCGAGGUGACCUGGUUGGGGUGCUUCGGCGGCGGCAUACACAAACGCAACUCCAACAUCCGGAAGGUCUUCAUUGGCACCGCACUCCAGAUGUUUCAGCAGCUCACCGGGAUCAACUUCAUCUUCUAUUUUAACGCCACUUUCUUCUACUCCAUUGGCCUCAACAACAUAUUUCUGAUUUCGCUCGUCACCACGGUGGUCAAUGUCUGCUCGACGCCCGUCUCCUUCUGGACCAUCGAACGCUACGGUCGACGUCCCCUACUCAUCUGGGGAGCCGUAGCAAUGUCGAUCUGCGAAUUCGUCAUCGCAGCAGUCUGGACGGCGGACGCGAACUCCAAGGCGGCCAACUACGUCCUCAUCACCUUCGUGUGCAUCUACGUCUUCUUCUUCGCAUCAACUUGGGGUCCGACAGCUUGGGUCGUGAUCGGGGAGAUAUUUCAACUUCCCAUCCGCGCCAAAGGGGUAGCUUUGUCUACUGCCAGUAACUGGUUCUGGAACUGCAUCAUCGGGAUCAUCGUGCCCUACAUGGUCGACGGCGGCCUCGGGGGCAAAGUCUUCUUCGUGAGUCAUCCCCUCUACUAG
Molecule: messenger RNA, 1410 nt
Organism: Saxophila tyrrhenica
Lineage: Eukaryota; Fungi; Ascomycota; Dothideomycetes; Mycosphaerellales; Extremaceae
Exons: 3
Coding region: 1-1410 (469 amino acids)
Biological process (GO): transmembrane transport; carbohydrate transport
Cellular component (GO): membrane
Molecular function (GO): carbohydrate:proton symporter activity
Source: RefSeq, a predicted model, not a curated record